AUGGCUUAUACAGGAGUAUUACCCUUCGUAAGAGGGGUUGAUUUCACCAGAAAUGAUUUUAGUGGAGAAAAAUUUCCUGAUGCAGUUAAUUCAAUGACCGGUUUACAAUGGUUAAAAUUAGAUCGAACAAAUUUGGAAGAAAUCCCAAAAGAAAUGGGAAAUCUACUGAAAUUAGAACACCUGUCACUAACAAGAAAUCAUCUCGAAAAAUUAUAUGGAGAACUAACGGAGUUAAAUUGCUUACGAACUUUAAAUUUGCGACACAAUAAAAUAAAAUCAUCUGGCAUUCCAUCAGAAUUGUUCAAUUCAGAAGAAUUGAGUACCCUAGAUUUUAGCCACAACAAUUUAAAAGAAGUCCCAGAAGGUUUGGACAGGGCUAAAUCGCUCUUGGUUUUAAAUUUAAGUCACAAUCAUAUCGAAUCCAUCCCAAAUACACUCUUCAUCAACCUAACUGACCUGUUAUUCCUCGAUUUGAGCGACAACAACUUGGAAACGCUUCCGCCGCAAACCAGGAGGCUAGCAAACCUACAAUUAUUGAAAUUAAACAAUAAUCCUCUAGGACAUUUUCAACUGAGACAGUUACCUUCAUUGUUGAAUUUGGAAACGUUACACAUGCGAAAUACUCAGAGAAAUUUAAACAAUUUUCCUACGAAUUUAGAGAGUCUGAUCAAUUUGUCUGACGUGGAUUUGGCGCAAAACAAUUUGCCUAAAGUGCCUGACGCUUUGUAUUCUUUGAUCAAUUUGAAGAGGCUCAAUUUGAGCGAGAAUGAAAUUACGGAGCUGUCCACAGCAAUGGAGAUGUGGCAAAAAAUAGAAACCUUAAACUUAUCCCACAAUCAAAUAACCAGUCUUCCUGCUUCUCUAUGUAAAUUAUCUUCUUUAAGACGUUUGUAUAUUAACGACAAUCAGCUGGAUUUUGAAGGUAUACCUUCGGGAAUUGGGAAAUUAGGCAAUUUGGAAUUGUUUUCAGCCGCAAACAAUCGCAUAGAAAUGAUACCGGAAGGUCUUUGUAGGUGUGGUUCCUUGAAAAAAUUAAAUUUGAGUUCAAAUCGGCUGAUUACUCUACCAGACGCUGUUCAUCUUUUAACCGAUUUAGUUAAUUUGGACUUGAGGAACAAUCCGGACUUAAUAAUGCCUCCAAAACCGGUGGAAGCCUCGAUAGGAGCUGGUAUCGAAUUCUACAAUAUUGACUUUUCGCUGCAGAAUCAGUUGAGGUUAGCUGGUGCUCAGGUUCCUGUACCCGCGCCUGUUCAGAAUCCUAGUAAAGAUCCCGUUGCGAGAAAAAUGCGAUUGAGAAAGGGUCGAAGAGAUCACGAAGAAGCCGAUCAGGAUCAGGCCAAGAUUUUGAAGGGUAUGAAAGAUAUAGCAAAAGAGAAGAAUAGAAAUGUAGAAGAAGAUACUAAGGCUGACUCUCCCAAACCAAAACGUUGGGACGAAGCUUUGGAAAAACCUCCUCUUGACUACUCCGAAUUUUUUGAUGAAGAUACUGGUCAACUACCUGGUCUAACCAUUUGGGAGAUUGAGAAUUUCCUACCAAAUCGCAUAGAUGAAGUAGCGUACGGCAAAUUUUAUGAAGGAGAUUGUUACAUGGUAUUAAAAACCUCUAUUGAUGAAAACCAAUCGCCAUCUUGGGAAAUAUACUUUUGGAUAGGAGGAAAAGCUUCGUUGGAUAAAAAAGCUGGAUCAGCUAUUCACGCGGUAAAUUUGAGAAAUUUUUUGGGUGCUCAAUGUCGUACGAUUAGAGAAGAACAAGGCGAGGAAUCAGAAGAAUUUUUAAGUCUUUUCGAGACACCAAUUACCUACAUAGAAGGCGGAAGAACUUGUAGCGGCUUCUAUACAGUCGAAGAUAUGAAUUUCGAAACGAGAUUAUACCGGAUUCACCCAGCAGGUCCGUCUAUCCAUUUGGAACCAGUAGCGAUUUCGGUUGACUCGCUAGAUCCACGAUUCGUGUUCAUUCUUGACACUGGCAUGUUGAUAUUCGUAUGGAAUGGUAAAAAAGCCAAAAAUACUUUGAAAUCGAAAUCUAGAUUGAUGUGCGAAAAAAUUAAUAAGAACGAACGGAAGAACAAAGCUGAGAUUUUAACGGAAAACGCUGGCAGCGAGAGCAAGGAGUUUUGGAUCAAUUUGGGACUCGAAGACGGUCUUCGACCAGAGGAACCACCCAAGGAACAUGUUGUAGAUGAGUUCGUACCUGUUCCGCCGCGACUGUAUCAGGUUCAAUUGGGAAUGGGUUAUUUGGAAUUACCUCAAGUAGAAUUAUCACAAGGAAAAUUAGUCCACAAUGUGUUGUUGAGUAAAAACGUGUACAUGUUGGAUUGUUAUUUGGAUGUUUUUGUGUGGAUUGGAAAAAAGUCUACCAGACUUGUAAAUGCUGCUGCUGUAAAAUUAUCCGAGGAGCUGUUCAAUAUGAUUGACAGGCCCGAUUAUGCGCGUGUUACUAGAGUAAGAGAAGGAACUGAAACACAGAUAUUUAAAUCCAAAUUUAUCGGUUGGGACGAAGUAAUAGCAGUAGACUUCACCAGGACUGCCGAAUCGGUCAAAAAAACUGGCGUUGAUUUGAUUAAGUGGGCGAAAGUACAAGAGACGAAAGCAGAUCUGACGGCUCUUUUUACUCCCAGAGUACCGCCCAUGCCUUUGGCCGAAGCUCAACAACUUAUGGAAGAAUGGAACGAAGAUUUGGAAGCCAUGGAAUCUUUUGUGCUGGAAGGAAGAAAAUUUGUUCGACUUCCCGAAGAAGAACUAGGAACGUUCUAUUCUCAAGAUUGUUACGUGUUUUUAUGCCGUUAUUGGGACGAUGCAGAUGAGACAGAACCCGAAAAUGAAAUGGACGAUUACCAGUGGGUUUGCUAUUUCUGGCAAGGCAGAGAUGCCGGUAACAUGGGUUGGCUCACGUUUACCUUCACUCUCCAGAAAAAAUUCAAAGCUUUGUUUCAAGACAAGCUUGAAGUAUUAAGGACGUACCAACAGCAGGAAAAUAUGAAAUUCAUGGCACAUUUCAAGAGAAAAUUUAUUAUCAAACAAGGGAAACGAAAUAAAAAGGAUGAGAAGAGACCUGUUGAGUUUUAUCAUCUUAGAUCUAAUGGUAGCGCUUUGUAUACCAGAUUGGUACAGAUCAGACCUGAUGCUUCUUUACUAAACUCAGCUUUUUGUUACAUUCUGAACGUACCAUUUGAACAAGAAGAAGAUUCCGGCAUCGUUUAUGUUUGGAUUGGUUCCAAAUGUGACCCAGACGAGGCGAGAUUAAUCCAAGAAAUAGCUGAAGAAAUGUUCAAUAGUCCUUGGGUCACAUUACAAGUUCUGUCUGAGGGCGAGGAACCAGACAAUUUCUUUUGGUAUGGACUGGGUGGAAAGAAACCCUAUGAACUUGAUGCCAACUACAUGGAAUUCACGAGACUGUUUAGGUGUUCCAAUGAAAAAGGAUACUUUAUCGUUUCUGAGAAGUGCUCUGAUUUUUGUCAAGACGAUCUUGCAGACGACGAUAUUAUGAUUUUGGACAAUGGCGAACAAAUAUUUUUAUGGUUAGGAGCAAAAUGUAGUGAAGUAGAAAUAAAACUAGCUCUCAAAUCCGCACAGGUUUAUAUUCAACAUACGCGCGCCAAACAACCUGAAAGACCUCGAAAAUUGUUUUUAACAUUGAAGAAUAAGGAAUCCCGAAGAUUUACGAAGUGCUUCCACGGUUGGGGCGAACACAAGAAACCACCCGAAUAA
Molecule: messenger RNA, 3708 nt
Organism: Psylliodes chrysocephalus
Lineage: Eukaryota; Metazoa; Arthropoda; Insecta; Coleoptera; Chrysomelidae
Source: the annotation of a GenBank genome assembly